AUGUCGUUUUUAAGAUUAGCAUCCAGACACUCUCUUCAAUUGAACAGACAACUAGCUCUUAACUCUGUCUCUAUUUUCAGAAUGGGUCUAUCAUCUAAGGUGGCUCCUGUCGUUUCUACUAAAGCUCCUCCUGCCGCAGCUUCCUACUCUCACGCUAUUAAGGCCAAUGGCUUCGUCUACGUAUCUGGUCAAAUUCCUUAUACUCCAGAUGGAAAAGCUGUCAAAGGAAGUUUCUCUGCACAAUCUGAGCAGGUCAUAAAGAAUUGCAUAGGUAUCGUUGAAGAUGCCAAUUCAUCUUUAGAAAACAUUGUUAAGUGCAACAUCUUCUUGACUGAUAUUUCCAAGUUUGGCGAAUUCAACAAGGUUUACUCAAAGUACUUUAAUAGUCAUAAACCCGCUAGAUCUUGCGUUGCUGUCAAGGACUUGCCUUUGGGAUGUCCUUUAGAGAUGGAGGUCAUUGCUGUUGAGAAAUGA
Molecule: messenger RNA, 474 nt
Organism: Brettanomyces nanus
Lineage: Eukaryota; Fungi; Ascomycota; Pichiomycetes; Pichiales; Pichiaceae
Exons: 1
Coding region: 1-474 (157 amino acids)
Cellular component (GO): cytosol; mitochondrion
Molecular function (GO): deaminase activity
Source: RefSeq, a predicted model, not a curated record